GUCAAGGGCUCUCUGAAUGCAGCGGCUGCUGCAGGAGACCCUUUAUAUUUUUAUUGUGCUGUAUCUCCACUCAUUGGCCUGGAGGCAUAUAGAAGUCAUCCUCAUUGCAGAGGAACAAUAAUACAACUACUACUCAUUUUUAGCUUGGAGCGAACCUAACCCAUCUACCUUUCGUUUACCGGUAUUACUUGGGGUCGAGAAUUGCCGACAACGCGACGACAGCGUCUUCACGCCAUGUCACUGCACUUUUUACGAUACUCUAUCUUACUGAUUUUAUUCUCUUAUGCUAGGGGACAAAGCUGUCCAACAGCCCCUGUCGUCUACCAUUCCACGCUAGACGAGAUAUGCAGCAAGGAGCCAGCCCGCUCAGCCAUUGGCUGCGGCAUGAAUAGGAUAUGCAACAGCAAAACCAACGUCUACCCGGCCGCAUGCAGCACAUGGAAAAUAGCGAGCAGCUUGUGCAAUGAUGAUACCUCAAUUGUGGUAUCUUACUCGAGCUUCUGUGCGCAGCUGCAGUCGUCCUACAGCAGUGCCGCUCAGUUCCAGAGCUGCAUGCAGCCAUACACCUUCAAGAACACCCUCACCGUAAAGGCCAACCACCUGGAAGCAUGCGGCUGGAUGGAAGGGAUGCCCAUGGGAGGCUGCGACACCUGCACCCGUGUCGCCUGCCCUGAUCCCCUAUAUGCCUACAGUCAGGGCUGCAUCGACAUGGACAUGGGCCAGUGCAGCGACUGGCUCAAGUUCUGUCGCUACGGUGACGGCGCUCCCAACGGCCAGGGCGCUGUUGUGUUGUGUCUUGGCAACCGCACGAGCACCGUGGCGCCUCCAUGGCCCCCCUCACCACCUCCCAACCCUGUGAAGGCCAGCCCCAGUCCUCCUCUACAGCCGCCUCCACCGCAACCUCCAUCCCCAAGGCCUCCUCCACCUCCCAUUGUUCUUCCUCUCUGCGUGACCAACUCCUCGCUGCCUGAAUGCGUGUGGUACGAGUACCCAGCUGCCAGCAUUGCUGCGGAUCUGGUUUCUCUUUGCAUGGAUAUGCCGUACAUGCCCGGCUGCACCGUCAUGUUCGCAUGCCAGGCCGGCGACAUCACCGGCGACUUCUGCCAGCCCUUUACCUUACUAAGCAGCAUCUGCGCCGACAUGCCAAGCAUGCGGGGCUGCAAGGCCUACCGAACCCUGUGCGCCAACACCUCGGUCGUCGACCAAUGCAAACUGUACCCAGCCAUCCCUGGGCUCCCCACCACCAAGCUGUCCGCAACGGCCAUCGCCACGCUUUGCAGCGGCAGCAUGGCCAGCACCAUGACGAUCUGCGGUACCUGCUCGCAGAUUUCGUGCCCUGAUUAUUUGGGAGGGAUUGUGGGCCUGUGCUCAGGCAUGCCAUCCAUGAAGGGCUGCGGCAUCUACACCUCAUGGUGCAACGCCUCAGCAGCUUGGCAGCAGGCUGGAAACGGCAACCUUGGCAGCUACUGCCCAGCCUUAAAUUCACCACCUCCCAGUCCGUCACCUCCCCUGCCACCUCCCAGCCCGCCUCCUCCGGCCCACCUGUGCGUGACCAACUCCUCGCUGCCCCGCUGUGCAUCGUACGAGUACCCGGCUGUCAGCAUUGCGGCGGAUCUGAUUUCGCUGUGCAACGAUAUGCCGUACAUGCCCGGCUGCACCGUCAUGUCCGCAUGCCAGAGUGGUACUGUUACCGGCGACUUCUGCCGCCCCUUCACCCUGUUGAGCAGCAUCUGCUAUGACAUGCCGGGCAUGAGCGGCUGCAAGUCCUACCGCACCCUCUGCGCUGCCAACUCGGUCGUGCCGCAGUGCACCCAGUUCCCAGCCAUCCCAGGCCUUCCCACCACCAAGCAGGCUAAGGCUGCCGUCACCUCCAUUUGCGCCAACGUCUCGGGCCCCGAGUGCAGCACCUGCUCAACGAUCUCCUGUUCGGACUACCUGGCACUCAUCUCCGGCGCCUGCCCUCGCGCUCCCAGUGCCACCGGCUGCGAGCUCUUCACCUCCUGGUGCAACGCCUCGGCUGCUUGGGAGCAACCCGCCAGCAGCAACAGCAGCAGCAGCAUUAGCGUGUACUGCAAGGGAAGCCUGCCGUACCUCACCUCGCCGCCGCCGCCACCCUCGCCGCCUUCUCCAACACCUUUACCUCCUCCUCUCCGUGUGUCUUCCUCACCGCCACCCAAGUCGACAAAGCCUCCUCCGAAAUCACCCUCACCGCCACCUCCCAAGCCAAAGUCACCUCCGCCGCCGAAACCAAAGUCGCCGCCACCUCCCAAGCCAAAGUCACCUCCGCCGCCAAAGCCAAAGUCGCCGCCACCUCCCAAGCCAACAUCGCCUCCUCCGCCAAAGCCAAAGUCACCGCCGCCACCUAAGACCAAUCGCCCACCGCCGCAGCCUUAAGCACUAAGAAAUACCCCAUGGCGUAAAGGGGUGUUAACGCGUGACGCCGGCAAGAGCCGGCCGUUCCCAGGCUCCCCGUUUAGCAGGUCUCGCUAGUUGCUUGGCUCCGGUUCCCCUUACCUAGAAUGCCAUAACUGUGCACUGCCCUUCUUCGCACAUAUGAAGUUUUUGCGCACAGGUUUUUAUACGUGCCAGCAAGCUAGGACGGGCCUAUGCUCAGCACUGAAGUAAAGCAAUGUCGGAACUGCCGUGUAUCGCCUACAUGAGGUGUCAACUGGUACCGAUAUGCACCACUGGGACAUCGCAGCAGACUGUGAAUUCGUAGAUAAGGGGCCGCUCGGCAGUCUAGUUCAUAUCCUGUGUCGACGGAUAUAAUAAUAAUAAUGGAGGGGACCUUGUGAGUUGAUGUUUUGGCGUGUUGCGUGCUGUUUGUUGUCGCUCUCGGCUGGAGCCGCCGUUCGUUCGGGAGCAGGUGAUAGAACUGUGCGGAUUGGAGUCGUACAGCAGUGGUUAGAUCGGAGUGUACGAAAGAGUCCGUAUCGUACAUACGUCUUGUACUGCGUGGGCUGUAUCCAUCUGGGGCCGUAUUCAUCAACCGUCAGCUUAUCUUUGCCCCACAGCUGUUGGGCGUUUAAAUUCUAUCUGGGAGCAGGGUUGCCUUCGGUUGCCAGCAGGGUCCCUUACACAGCGAACUUAGCGCUGUUUAGGUGGUGUUCAUCUUUUGCGUUGUGCGGACUAGCUGUCCAUGCCCCAACCUAUCUACCAAUCAUACCGCUCACGGGAAGAAGUGUAGGGGUUCACUGGCUCGGAAGACAUUUCUGCUGGAAUUGCGCCAAGUUGUUUUGCGGGAUGUGUAAGGCAAGGCAUCAUCAUGUGAUCUUUGCAAGCAUGGCGAGCGGGGCACUACCUGAUUUUGUUGGAGCCGCAAUGGGGGCUACGUUUCACGCAUGCCGGAAUGAGGCAAGCCGGCAAUGGCCGCCGAAACUUUGGAUUUCUAACCAAUCUUCAUCUAGCUGCCCGCCAUUGCGGGGCGAACGCUACCGUUGUAUGCCGUACAGCGAGUAAGCUGGCGGAUGUCCCACGCUGCAUGCUGGUUGUCCCUGUAACAUCGUCCUCUUGCGCUGCGGCGUUUCGGCAAGUGCCGGGGGCUGAAUGACUUUGCCGAUAUGCCGUCGGAUUCAGAACUGGUAGCAUGUAGUUCGAACCCUAUGGUGCAGUUUAUGCUGGUGUUCUGAUGCCCUUACCUUGCCAUCGCAAUUUGUAACAUUCACGGU
Astrephomene gubernaculifera is the source of this 3668-nucleotide messenger RNA. The record is from the annotation of a GenBank genome assembly. Lineage: Eukaryota; Viridiplantae; Chlorophyta; Chlorophyceae; Chlamydomonadales; Astrephomenaceae.